Messenger RNA from Miscanthus lutarioriparius, 1611 nucleotides. NCBI's taxonomy places the organism in Eukaryota, Viridiplantae, Streptophyta, Magnoliopsida, Poales, Poaceae. The record is from the annotation of a GenBank genome assembly.
AUGGGCUGCGUGCACGGCCGCCCCACCACCUCCAGCCCCGCGCCCGUCGCCACCUCCUCCCGCCGCCGGGACCAUCCCGCGGUCACCCAGCCGCAGCAGGAAGGGGUCGAUUCCUCCGACGCCGCCGCAACGGUGCCGCCGGCGGACGCCGCGGCGCCGGACCAGCAGGCGGCCGAGAAGCCCGAGAAGGUCAAGCGGGAGCGGCGGUCGCGGUCGUCACGCUCCGCAGCCGCCGCCGCGGCAGCGGCGCACGCCGAGGUGCGCCUGGGAGGGAGCUUCGCCAACAAGGCGCGCGGCGAGCAGGUCGCCGCCGGCUGGCCCGCCUGGCUCUCCGCCGUCGCCGGCGAGGCCAUCGGUGGCUGGACCCCUCGCCGCGCCGACUCCUUCGAGAAGAUCGACAAGAUCGGCCAGGGCACGUACAGCAAUGUGUACAAGGCGCGGGACUCGCUGAGCGGCAAGAUCGUGGCGCUCAAGAAGGUGCGCUUCGACAACCUGGAGCCCGAGAGCGUGCGGUUCAUGGCGCGCGAGAUCCUCAUCCUGCGCCGCCUCGACCACCCCAAUGUCAUCAAGCUCGACGGGCUCGUCACCUCCCGCAUGUCGUGCAGCCUCUACCUCGUCUUCGACUACAUGGUCCACGAUCUCGCCGGCCUCGCCGCCAGCCCCGACAUCAAGUUCACGCUGCCCCAGGUCAAGUGCUAUGUGCAUCAGCUGUUGUCAGGGCUCGAGCACUGCCACAACCUGGGAGUGCUACAUCGCGACAUCAAGGGAUCAAAUCUGCUUUUGGACAACAACGGUGUGCUGAAGAUUGGUGAUUUCGGUCUGGCGUCCUUCUUCGACCCCAACCAUAAACAGCCAAUGACGAGUCGGGUGGUGACACUCUGGUACCGCCCUCCAGAGUUGCUGCUGGGUGGAACACUGCAUAAAAUUUUUAAGCUAUGUGGCUCUCCGACGGAAGAAUAUUGGAAAAAAUCAAAGUUGCCUCAUGCAACUAUAUUUAAGCCUCAACAGCCAUAUAAAAGGCGAAUAGCGGAUACAUUCAAAGAUUUCCCUCAAACAGCAAUUCGACUGAUUGAGACACUACUUGCAAUUGAUCCAGCUGAUCGGUUAACAGCAACUUCUGCAUUAAACAGUGACUUCUUUGCAACAGAGCCUUAUGCGUGUGAACCAUCAAGUCUGCCCCAAUACCCACCAAGCAAAGAGAUGGAUGCGAAACGAAGAGACGAACAAGCUAGACGCUUAAGGGCUGCUGGUGGUAGAGCUAAUGGAGAUGGAACAAGGAAAACAAGGACACGGGAUCGGCCUAGGGCUGUUCCAGCUCCAGAGGCAAACGCCGAACUGCAAGCAAAUAUUGAUAAAAGAAGGUUAAUAACUCAUGCAAAUGCGAAGAGCAAGAGUGAGAAGUUCCCACCACCGCACCAGGAUGGUGCGCUUGGAUUUCCCUUGGGCUGUUCGAAUCACAUGGAACCUUCAUUUGAGCCCCCAGACCCUUCUUCCUUCAGCACCAUAUUUCCUUAUGACAAAAGUGCAGUGCCUACCUGGUCCGGACCAUUGGCAGACUCUGCAGCUAGCAACCAGAAGCGGAAACACCCAGCAACUGCCCGUGCUAGAUGA